Messenger RNA from Penicillium verrucosum, 699 nucleotides. Its product is annotated as zinc finger MYND domain-containing protein. The transcript is spliced from 4 exons. The coding region runs from base 1 to 699 and encodes 232 amino acids. The record is from RefSeq and is a predicted model, not a curated record. NCBI's taxonomy places the organism in Eukaryota, Fungi, Ascomycota, Eurotiomycetes, Eurotiales, Aspergillaceae.
AUGGGUCGAUGGGGAUGGCGUUUGUUUGAAAGUGACCAGGACCUUGACGUGGUUAUCUCCAUUUCCGACGACACUCUAGGCAUCAACACAGGUCAAUGGGAGUACAGUCUGAGUGCAAUGGUUAAUCAAAGCGACAUGUUGGCACCGCCGGAGGCCGCUGCUGUCUAUAGGACCGCCGAAUAUGCCGAUGAACUAGCCAACGUCAUCGUCCCGUACGUCCGCCAGAAACUCGACACCGGCAACCUCGGAGAACGGAUGCUCGCUGCGAGUCGCAAUAAGGAAUCGGACCCGGAUGACCUCUUCCAAGAGUCCAAGUACCGUACUAUCAUCAUGGGUGCUCUCAUGAUGCGUGCCGGUGCUCGCAUCAACGCAGCAGAUCUGCGGCAUCUGCGUGAUCUAGUGCCCCAAAUCAACUGUACCUCCCGCCGCACACUCUUGGAAGACCAUGGCUUCAGAAAUCCGGGAAGGGCUCAGUUUCUGGCUGCCUUGGAUCACUACCGGCCCGGGGUUGCACGUAGCUUCCAGGAGCCUAGCUGCUUCAAGUGUGGAAAGAUCGAGGAAGAUAUCGGUCGCAAGCCUCUGCAAUGCAAGAAGUGCAAAGUUGCAACGUACUGCGGCAAGGACUGUCAGCGUGACCAGUGGCGUGAACACCGAGUGAACUGCCUCCCCCCGGGACAACGCCGGAUGCUGAACGUCUGA